AUGAAUGUAGUUAUAUCACUUAUUUUCUUGAGUUCAAUAUUAUUGAACAAAAACAUAAUAGGAGGAAAUCCUACAAGGAAAGUAAAUAAUGAAAAUGAUCAAUGUAAAUAUAUGAACAUUUUUGAAAAACAUAUUUUUUACAAAUGUUAUUUAUUUACAAGUAAUCAAAAUGGAUGUUGCAAAUUUUAUAUAAAAGAACGCCAAGAAAAAAAAAAAAAAAAUGAGUUGCUCUCUUUACAUGAUAUCCUUAAAGACUCAGCUGAUGAAUAUGAUAUAGAUGAAGUAAAACAUUUUUUUCCUGUUUUUAAUCAAAAGUUAUUUCACUCAAAUAAUGGAAAUCAAGGAAAGGGAAUGAUAAAUAGUGAUGGUGAUUUAUUAAUCGAAUUUAAUAACAAAUAUUUUAAUUUAAAAGAUAUAAAAGUGAAUGUAAUAUCUAGCAAAAAAAAAAAAAAAAAUUUUGAUAAUUAUACUAAAUUUGUAAAAAAAGAAAGUGAUUAUAUAAAAAAAAAAAAUGAGUUAUUCGAAAAUAGUCCUUUUUACACAACUAAUACAUGUUUUAAAUUUAUUGGUGGAAAAUGUAAAAAUCAAAAAAAAUCAAAAAAUAAAAACCAAGAUAAUGAUGAAUAUCCUGAUGAAGAAUUAGAUUACGAAUUAGCUAAAUCAUUAAAUGGAAAUAUAGAUAUGUUCAAUAGUAAUGACAAAAGUGCUAAAAAUGAUUUAGACCCUCUAAAAUAUAUAUUUGAAAAUUCAAACAUUAAUGAAGAUAUUGUAGACACUGAUAAUAAUAAAAACAAAACAAUUUUUUCACGGGUUUAUAAUUUUUUUAAUAAUUUUUCAUUAAUAAAUUCUUUAGCACGAUCACCCAAAAAACUAAUGCAAAAAAAUAUCGAAUUUAAAGGACACCUAAAUAAUAUGGAUGCACUAGAAAAAUAUUUAGAUAAUGAAUAUAUUGACACAACUGAACAAAUAAAUACAAUUAUAUCUAAUGAUCUUCAAAAAGCUUUUACCACUGAAAAUAAGGAAGAAAACACAAAUAAAAACAAAGGGCUUAUAUCAUCCAUGUUUAGCAAUAUGUUUUCGCUUGUUUAUUUACCUAGAGCAAAUGUUGAAUUAUGA
Molecule: messenger RNA, 1116 nt
Organism: Plasmodium yoelii
Lineage: Eukaryota; Apicomplexa; Aconoidasida; Haemosporida; Plasmodiidae
Product: conserved Plasmodium protein, unknown function
Exons: 1
Coding region: 1-1116 (371 amino acids)
Source: RefSeq, a predicted model, not a curated record